Messenger RNA from Effrenium voratum, 305 nucleotides. The record is from the annotation of a GenBank genome assembly. Lineage: Eukaryota; Dinophyceae; Suessiales; Symbiodiniaceae.
GAAUCGUUGGCCAUUCGGUUGACAUCGACAAGAACUGCCAGCGAGUGCUGUGCUCAAAUGAGGACGGCGCCCUGCAUGUGUUCCCUGAUUUGCUGCAGUUGCUGACGCUGGACGCGCGCGUGGCUGUGCUGAAAGUCAUGGACACCUCGAGCCUGGAGUUGAAGCCGCUCAUCGCCAAGUACAAGGCCAUGCCCAAGAUGCCCCAGCCGGAUGAUAUCAAGAAGGUCAUUAACCAACUGGGGAGCACUUUGCUGGACAAGCUCAUGGCCCGCAUGGAUGCAUUCGAGAACCUUUUUGUGGAGCAG